AAAAAGAGCUUUCCUCCGCUAAAGAAGAACCAGCAGACCCUCUCCUACUGAGCAUUUCAUCACAGAGCAGAGAGAGAGCAGAAGAGGAGGAGAGGGAUCACAGAUAAGAGUCGUCACUCUGGAAGAUCUGUGGACAAACGGAGGGAGUAAAGCAAGAAGAGAGGAAAAGAAAGAAUUUGGAAAAGCUUAUAGCAUCACUUGUGUUUCUGUCCUCCACACCUGGCUGAAGAUGGUGUGUCUAUGUUGGCUGUUAGUGGUGGUGAUGGCAUACGUGUGUGUCCCCGGGUUCGGGUCGGUGUGCUGGGACAGCUCCUUCUGCAACAACCUGAGCAACAAGGGAAGGAUACUGGACUGUAUUCAGCUCUGCAUGUCUGUGAUCCAGACUGAAUUCCCAGAGCUUAGCUCAUUGGCCCUGAAGGUUAAUGAUAAGGAUGACCUCUUACUCAGGAUCCUUCCAGCCACCCUGGUCUCUGAAGGCAAAAUAUCAACAUCAGAUCUGAAAGCCCACAGCGACCAGCGACGCUCCUAUUCAAUGGAGCAUUUCCGCUGGGGCAAGCCCUCAGGCCGUAAACGCCGGCCUAUAAAAGUUUUUGCCUCUUCUCUGGAGGGAGGGGGCUCUUCCGAGGGCAGUGUACUCCCUCGGGGUCGCAGACAGCUGAGCAGUAAGGAAGAUGAAGCAAAGGUGGACCUGAAUGGAGGGCUGACAAGGGUCAUCUCUAAGUCACAUGUCCCUCUGAGCCCACAGCAGAGAAAAGAUGGGACCUAUAAGAUGAGUCACUUCAGAUGGGGGAGCCCAACUGUGUCUAAACGUAAUGGCAGCUUUAUGAAGUCGUGGGAGAAGAAAUCUCAGAGGCAGCUGGCUAGGCUCCUCAGGAACAUUAUAGUCACGGAUGUGCAAGGAUAAUGGGCUGAAUGGAGGAUGGAGAAGAAGGGGAGGGCAAGGAAACGUCAUUAUUGCUCCACAUGUUUUGUAAAAGGAAGUAAACCGAGAAUGUCAUUCCAGGGCAAGAGGUGGGUGUGAAUGUAAAGUAUUUAAUAAUCUAUCCAGUUUAUUUACAGAGAGAUCUUUUUGUAAAUUAAUAUAUUAAAGAUUAAACAUUCUGUUUGUGGCAAACAAUAAUGAUAAUGGACUGAUUUCAUUUGAUUAACACAGACAACAUGAACUAUAAGGAUUAUUAUCAGUGACGCCAGCCACCUGAUGAAGGCCACGGGAUGCAGCUGAAAGCUCCAGAAAUAAACAUUUUCUAUUAAAUGGACAGUGUGUAAAGAACUGAUUGAAAAACAAAAUGACAGAAGUACAGUACAAUAUUACUGGUGACAGAUGAAGAAGGAUAAUGACUUAUGGCUUAUACAGUAUACAGGGAGUAAACUAAAUAUUAUGUUGAAGAUGAGACUGUAAUAAUUACACUGUAACAAAUGUGAUAUUAGAUUUGUGGUAGUAUUUCUCAGCUUGAAAAUAUGCCUGGAAAGCAGCCCUUGAUGUGAGUGACUUGAUGAGUUGUCAAAUCAACAUAUCUAAGCCUAAUAUAAGGGGGGGGGGCAUAGCCCUAGACCUAAAAGAACAGUAAAAAAAUAAAUAAAUAAAUGUACAUAUUUAUUAUGACAACACCUUCAGAAACCUUGUCACACCAUCUAUUGUCAUUACAUGUUAGUGUGCUCAAAAUGACAACACUAGAAUGUAUGUGUUCAGCAGGUUCAAUGGCUGAAUCCCAAUCUCCACACUCAUGGACUUGGAGUGUAUUGAAUAAUACAUACUGUCAUUUAGCCAAGUUACCUGUUCUGCAGGCUAUGUAGCCUAAAAUGAUGUCAACAUAUGUCACCAAUGUUAUUAAAUGUAAAUGUAAAUGCUC
Messenger RNA from Micropterus salmoides (largemouth bass), 1850 nucleotides. Its product is annotated as pro-opiomelanocortin-like. Gene Ontology annotation, biological process: neuropeptide signaling pathway. The coding region runs from base 230 to 904 and encodes 224 amino acids. The record is from RefSeq and is a predicted model, not a curated record. Gene Ontology annotation, molecular function: neuropeptide hormone activity. Gene Ontology annotation, cellular component: extracellular region. The transcript is spliced from 4 exons. Lineage: Eukaryota; Metazoa; Chordata; Actinopteri; Centrarchiformes; Centrarchidae.